AUGUUUCGUUGUGUUCCAGUUGCAAGCAAGAUUUUGGAGGAAUACAAAAAGAUUCCAUCUUCAGGAGCUCGCACUAGUAGUCCUGAGAUGCGCUUGACUAUUGAUGAAGCUGACAAGGUGAAAAAGGGAGCUCCACCUAAAAGGCGAAAACAACAUGAUCGUAAGAGAAAGACCCCAACACCAAGUGCAAGUGAAGGUUCAGAGUCAGACACUCAGUCUGAUGUUUGGUCUAUGGAGGACAAUCCUGUUCGUCAUGAGGAGGAUCAUAAUGAAGAUGUUCGUAACGAGGAAGAAACUCUUCACAAUACAUUGAACACAUCCAAUCCUGAGGUAACUCAACCUUCUAAUGACUUUGUUCCUUCUCCACUUCCUUCACCUAAAACUACCUCUAUCCCAAUAACAAUUUCUCCAUGCCUUCCACCAGUUUCUACACAACAACAAACCACUAUUCCUCUCUCCAUCCCAUUGUUCACUGAUUCAACAGUUCCUCUCACCACCCCUACCCUACCUUUUGUUUCAUCCAACGUAUCUAAUACAGGGGCUAUAACUUUAGGUUUAUCAACUCAUGUUUCACUUCCCAUUUCCCUUAUUAACCGAAAUGACCUAGAUAUGGUCUUCGAUGAUGAUGAAGAUGAAGAUCUUGGGGGUUUUACUUACAAUCCUUUUCAGAUCCGAACUGCUUCCUCUUCUGAUGAAUAUGCUAAAGCUGCUAUUAAGUCACUCUUUGAACGAAUCUCCAAGGAGCAUACAACCAAUGUAGACAAGAUGAACAAGGUUGUUGCUGAUUCUAUUGAGGUUUGUAAAACAACGACCGAAAAAGUCGAUAAACUAAUUGCUGACGCUACUACUUUCAUGGAAAACUUCCAAACCAAUUUCAACUCAAUUACCACUGCAGCAAAUAAAGCUUUGAAGAGUUUGGGAUAUCUCUUCAAAACCGAGAAGACGAAGUUGCAAGAGAUUUGCAUUGGUCUGAAAACUGACCAUGAAGCAUUUCAUACCUCCAUUUCGUCUAAAAUCCUAAAGCUUCAAGAACAAAUGUCAAAGGAGAAUGAUAUCAAGGACUCUCUUGCUAUCAAGACCAAAUAA
This is a messenger RNA of Lactuca saligna, 1086 nucleotides long. NCBI's taxonomy places the organism in Eukaryota, Viridiplantae, Streptophyta, Magnoliopsida, Asterales, Asteraceae. The record is from the annotation of a GenBank genome assembly.